UCGCGGGUAGAUACUGGACCGGGUGUACAUUGUUUCCCACACAAUACCAUUGCAAUGCUAUACAAAACUAUGAUAAACAUUUGUAAAUGAUGUAUUGAUCUGUAACCUAGAACGAUUUUUGCACAAUUUGUCGUGAAUUCAAUAAACGUCAACGAUCAAAUGUGUUGAACAAGGCUGGAGAAUUAUAUAUGGAAUUAGUGUUAAAGAUCCCAGAGGGAGACUUAAUUGAUGUCGAGCAUUCCGAUACAAAACAUGAUUAGUGAACUCGCAUUUAAUAUUGCAUGUUAAACUAGAUUUGUUUCCGUAAAUCUAAGAAUAAAUAGUCUACGUAAAUAUAUAUGCAGGAAUUAAUAUAUACAGGAAUACAGAAUAUAUCGUUACACUAGGUAGUUAGGAUCGAGUGACAACUUUGAGGACCUAUAACACUAAACUUUGUAUUACAUUUGCAAUAAAAACAGGAAUAUAUACAUUAAGGACAUUGAAAGUUUGUGCAAAUAAACUCUUAUAGACACAAGUGAAGGUUUAGACAGGGAGUUUAUCUCUAGCUACUGCACAAAUGACGAGGAAUGUUUACGAAAGAAGUCUGAAUGAUAUAUUUCUAUUGAUCGUUGUAUGUAAAUAGUAGAUAGUAAAACGAUCAUAAAAAGUGUGGGUCUUUUAAUGAAAUAUUUGAACUAAAUCCAGGUGCCGCCUGGUUGAAUGGAUUUUUUCAAAUGAGAUAAAUUGGUUAUUCAAACCUUUUAUUGUGUAGGUAAUAUAGCUUUAACGCAACUUACUUAUAGUAUUAUAGAAUAUCAACCAGUAUUAAUGAAAAGAAAAAUCGAAUUAUUUAUUUGUAAACAACGAUUUUGAACGGAUUAUUCAUGUUAUAAAGUCAACCAUUAUCUUACGUAAAUUAGUAGGAGUGCAAAUUUGACGAAUGAAAUUAAAGUGAAAUCACCACACAUGACAAAUUAGGCUUCAGAUAUGUAAAACAAUGCAAAGUGAAUGAGUAAUGUGACAGAUAUAGGUGUUGAUUUCCUAUAUAAAACCGUUUUUUUCCCUUAAUACCACAUACAGAGGUGUAAAAACGUGAAAAAAGAUACCAACAUUUUUUGUUUGUUUUUAUAUAGACAGCAGUGUAUAAAAAAAUAGAAAAGGAAUUAUUUUUGAGGUGGAUUUGUUAAUUAUUACGCAGCAGACGAGAAAAAAACUUGCCACAAGGAUGUAAAAUCAGCUUAAUCAUCGAGAUUUCGAUUUGCAAACCAAUCGUUUUAUUCCCGUAAAAUUGUGUCGAAGUUUACAAAAAACAACACAAUUACAUUGGAUAAAAAUGUCGAAAAUGUCAUCAACCACUUCGCUGAUACGUUAUGACGACGAGCUCAAAAGGCGUCUUGAAAAACUUUCAAGAACGUAUGACCUCACUACCAUGAAGAUUUUCAUUGCAGUAGAAUGCCUAGGCGAAGAACUUGUCACCUGCACGUAUAACGCAGGGAGAAAAUCAAGGUGGGAAACCUUUCUGCAACGCAAGGAAGCAUGUCGUCUGGAUCUUCACAAGCACGAGAAGAACAGGAGUCGAUACAGAGAAUUCCUAAAGAACGUGUCCAGGGAGCACCAGGGACAACAGUUCUACACCGCUAUGCUUCAACUGAUGAAACACAAGGGAGCAGAAGACAUGUUCAAACAAAUCACUCAGAAAUCUACAGAAGCCAGUGAACAAUCAUUUUGUGGAAAUCUCUGCCGGCUGUUUGAAAGAAAGAUCGAAUCUUGGUGGGAGAUUUUUGAAGCCGUGGGCGUAAAACUCACAGGUCAUGUGAAAGUUUCAAACUUUGUCCGAGUGCUUGCCGGCCAGGUUGAUGCACUCUGUUGCAAAGAUGGUAAAACUUACGCUAUCAAUAUAAAAGUUACAGGACUAGAUACACCAAGACCAUUAGAUAUUGCUGAACUGGCAAUGUGUAAAAUACUGAUCAUACAAAACGGUCUGGCAGAUCCAGCAAAAUUGAAAAUGUGUUUGUUGAUUCUGCACUUGACGGAAGAGAGACCAAUAUUGCGGCUGUGGGAGUACAUACCUACAGAAGAGAUGGAAAGAUCAAUCCGGGAAGCAGAUAUUGACAAAGUGAUUGAUGCAGGUAAACUGAGUCAGUAUCAUGAAUUCUGGAAAGACAAUGUACAUCAAAUUGGAAAUAUUGGGGGUGACCAGAUACUGUAAUUCCAAAUUUUAGGUUAGAUAGCGAAUUCAUUAAAAAAUGGCCUGGACAUUAAAGGCUAGUAUGACAAGUAAAAACCGCAAAAUAGUCUGGUGGCUGUGAUGCUUUGGUUUGGUGGAAGGAAGCGUUAUGUUCACAAAACAAUGCAUGUGGGCGUAUCUUCUCAAUUCACGCAUUUGUAUAUCAUUUGACUGCAUGCGUAAUCAGUUGAUUUAAUGUGGCUUUUGCAAAUAAUAGUGUCGUUGUUACCGAUGUAAAUUGCUAAUGAAGUAGUGGACCUCUUUGCAUAUAAUCCCCAUAGACUCGUAUUAAAUAUUCGUUUAGGGAUAAAGACCAAUUUGUUUAUAUGAAUUCAAAAGAGAUACCUAACUAUAAAAAAUCAAUAUCGAUUUGAAACACUGAACAAUAUCGGCAUUUACAGCAUAUAUAUAUAUAUAUCCGUUUGAUCGUUAUACUCAUAUUUCAUAUCGUAUUCCGUUUGAUAUUUUAAUAUACGAGCUGCAAAGGUAAUGAAACAUUCAUAUUAUUAUUCAUAUUAAGGUUGGUAUCAAUUUUCGAACUUUUAAUGUGGUCGGCUUAUGGAAACAUUACGUUGUGCUAGAAAUAACGCAUGUUUUCAUAAAUUAUCGUAAUUACUCCAAUUUCUCAGUAUUCUUAGUGCAAUGUCGGUUUAGACAUUGAAUAUUUUGUGUUGGUCAACUGAACAAUUGUUAAGGAACAAUGCCAGGCAAUACUUUCAAACUGGAUACUUUCAACAUGGUACAUGACCGUUUUUUAAGCUUGCACGAUGUUAACUUUUGUUGGCCGUUAAGGAGGUAGGUUACCUUGUUACAAGGGUAAAUUCGAAUUAGUUGAACCGUAGCAUUUUUUUUUAUUUUGUGUAAUAUGAAGUUUUAACUGCUACAAUCUCAAUUUCGUUUGUCUCUGUCCCUUCAAGUUCAAUUUUUAUCCAGGUUUGAAGAACAUGACCCUCCAAAGGUAUUUCAUAUUGAAAGAAGAAGGAAAAUACGGAUAUUUAACACUUUUCAGUGUAUCUUAGUUUCAUUGAUAUCCGUAGAUGUCUGCAUAAUUGAUAAUUUUACUAGUAUGCACGUUAGCUUUCUAAUAUAAGCUUAAAAUGUAUAUGUCGCGGGGCUCGUGUUUCCAUGGUAACGCAUUUUCUCUCAUUUUUAAACAACUAUGUAUAAAAAUAGGGGUUUUCGACGGCUUCAGUGCCAUUCUGUUAAUGACCGACAUGGAAUAUUUGGGUAAUAUUAUUAGCAAAAUACCAAGCACUUUACACGGUACCCUACUUUUCUUAAAGUUUAAAGUAACCAUGGCAACAGAGAUGUUUAAAAUAGCUUAUAUCUUGCUUUUUGUCGUUAUUUCUUAUAAAAAAAUAUUGAAUAAGAUUAUCUUUCUAGUUGAUGUAGCUUUAAAACGUAUUAUUUCUAACGUAAGUUAUAUUUUCGUAUUAUUUGCAUUUAUUCAAACAAAUUUCACAGCUUAGAAUACUGACAGCAGUACCCCUUGUCUGGCAUUUUUCAUGGAAAAAUCGUUCAGCAUGCUUAUAUUAUUCUCAUAGAUAUAGUUGAAAUGAAAAUAAAAAGCCGAAGCUGUGUUUCUUAAACAGACCAGUGUCAACGCUUUUGAAUUUUACAUUUAGAUACAUAGGUCACGGGCUUCGCUUCCAUGGUAACAUCAAUUCAAUUCAAGAAACCACAAUUUUCUACUGAAAUUUGAACAAUUUUAGAUCUUAGUUUUAGUAUAUAAGUAACAAAUUAUCAACGGAACCUGAAAAAUAGGUAUUACAAACAAACUGCUAGAUUUUCUAUUUGGAAAAUGGCCGUAACAAGUAACCUUUCACCCAACUAUAUUCCAAAAAACAUUGGUUACCGUCGCCCAUUUUCUUACAUUCCGCAUAACAUUUUAAUAUAACUACAUAAAAGAAGCAAAAUAUUGAUUAUUAUUCAGAGAAAAAGACUCAUAAAAAAUAUUUCAGCAAAUAAUGUUUAUUUGAAAAUAGUUAAAGUAUAGAUAUUGCACAGAAUAACGUAUUUUCAAGAUAAAAGCUAUUAAUUUUGCGCGGUAACUGACACGUAACGUCAUGACGUCAGUGACGUCAUUUUAAGGCAACAUUGUUUUGAAGCGUUUCUGCGGCAAUUUAUUCAUUAUUUCUGCAUUAUUAAACCAUAAAGCAUCAGAUCGAAGACAGGUUCAUGAUUUGUUUUCAGAAGAAUGAAUAUACAAACACAUUUAGUUUGUCGUAAACGUCGUCGUAAAUCGUCAUGUUAGCUUCCGGUUGGACAUGCGCACAUACAAAUAUGAAGGUAACCUACCUCCUUAAGGUGUUUUUGUUGAGGCUAAUGGACAAUUCGUUUUGUAUGAUACACUCAUUUGUCUACGCAACCUUACAUUUGUUAAACCACGUACAAUUUCUAAGCAGUAAGAAAUAAAGUGUUGUAAAUUUGUA
Mercenaria mercenaria is the source of this 4638-nucleotide messenger RNA. RefSeq lists its product as uncharacterized. NCBI's taxonomy places the organism in Eukaryota, Metazoa, Mollusca, Bivalvia, Venerida, Veneridae. The transcript is spliced from 2 exons. The record is from RefSeq and is a predicted model, not a curated record. The coding region runs from base 1313 to 2188 and encodes 291 amino acids.